This is a messenger RNA of Suillus clintonianus, 543 nucleotides long. RefSeq names its product acyl-CoA-binding protein. Gene Ontology annotation, molecular function: fatty-acyl-CoA binding. Bases 59 to 361 code for a protein of 100 amino acids. The transcript is spliced from 5 exons. The record is from RefSeq and is a predicted model, not a curated record. NCBI's taxonomy places the organism in Eukaryota, Fungi, Basidiomycota, Agaricomycetes, Boletales, Suillaceae. Gene Ontology annotation, biological process: fatty acid metabolic process.
GCAGCCAGGAAGCUGCAUCCUAGAUCUGUUUCAACAUCUUCAUCCUUCGCCUUCGACGAUGUCCUCCAAAUUCGAAAAAGCUGUCGCGUACGUCCAAGGUCUGGACAAGCAGGGGUCAGGCCCGGAUUCUAGCACCAAGUUAGAGUUUUAUAAAUUCUACAAGCAAGCUACUGUGGGAGAUGCAGACCCGGCGAAGGAACCUUCUAAAUUCCAUUUCGUCGAGCGUGCUAAAUGGUCUGCUUGGAACGGUAUCAAGGGAACGACGAAGCAGGUGGCGGAGGAAAGCUAUGUGAAACAGCUUAUCAAAUACCUUGAGGAGAAGCACCCCGAAGAACCCAUCCUCAAGGAGCUCGAGGGCUAAGCUCUGUACUCGCUGUGCGACCCUGUGGAUGGUAGCAUACCCGUGUUUUGUAAUUCAGCCAAGAAUCGAUGAAGCUGGCAGUUCACCCGAACAUAUAGGAGUUUCUCUCCAAACAAGCAACCCCAAAAGAGAUUGGAAGACCCAUCAGAAAAGCGCUGAGAACGUGUUGGUAUGUAGGUGCC